AUGCUGGAAGUUCACAUCCCGUCGGUGGGACCCGAGGAUCCCAGGCAGAGCCCAGAGAAAGGCCACAUGGUGUUCCGAGUGGAAGUGCUGAGCCGCGGGCGCAGGCACACCGUGCAGAGGCGCUACAGCGAGUUCCACGCGCUGCACAAGCGGAUCAAGAAACUGUACAAAGUGCCCGACUUCCCCUCAAAACGCCUGCCUAACUGGAGGACUAGAGGAUUGGAGCAGCGGCGGCAGGGCUUGGAGGCCUAUAUCCAGGGUGUCCUGUACCUGAACCAGGAUGUGCCCAAGGAGUUACUGGAAUUCCUGAAUCUUCGGCACUUCCCCACAGACCCUAAGGCCAGCAGCUGGGGCACCCUGGGGGAGUUCCUGCCCAAUGACAGCAGCUCCCAGCUGCACCACCGGCCUGUCUUCAGCUUCCACAGGGAUCCCUACAUUCGCAGCCCAUCCCCAGAGCCUCUGCCCAACGUGGUGGUGAAUGGCGUGCUCCAGGGCCUCUAUGGCUGCAGCAACGGGCCAGAUGAAGCUCAGCCGGAGGCAUCUUGUCACCCUGCUCCUUUGCCACCGAUGCCCUGACCAGCCCAGAGGCCUAUGGGCCAC
Molecule: messenger RNA, 600 nt
Organism: Neomonachus schauinslandi (Hawaiian monk seal)
Lineage: Eukaryota; Metazoa; Chordata; Mammalia; Carnivora; Phocidae
Gene: SNX22
Product: sorting nexin 22
Exons: 7
Coding region: 1-576 (191 amino acids)
Molecular function (GO): phosphatidylinositol phosphate binding
Source: RefSeq, a predicted model, not a curated record